AGAAAAGGGGAGAGUUAACAAUUCAUACCCAUGUAUGGAACAAGCACAACCUUCUUUGGAUCCUGUUCAGCAGAGCCUGUGGGCCUCAGAUCAGGAACUUUAUCUGGCUAGUAAUCUAUAGGCACGCUGGCUUGCGAGUUGGUGUGAGGAAAGCCGGAUGCUAAGUGCUUAGUUCUGAUAGAAGGAAGCAUCUCUAUAUGCACGUGAGGAGUUAUUAAAUAUAUGCACACAUUGACUGUGUAUGAGAUAUCAUGGCAGGGUUCUACAGUUGUCUGAACAUUAACAGGUGUGGUCGGUGGUCUGUGAGAUCUCAUUCAGGAUACCGAAAUAGAGACUGUGUCAUGGCGACUGGAUCGGUGUAUGAGAUAGAGCCAUUUGAGGUUGAAGAGACAGAGGAAGAAUGUUCAAAGAAGAAGAAAUCAAAGUUUCAGACUUUUAAGGACUUCUUCUCCAAGAAGAAGAAAAACAAGGAGCAGCCGUCCUCCCUGGGAGAAAUAAAGCUGAAGCCAAGUCAAUCCAGUAGUGAUGUCAGGAUCCGAAACCUUGAUUCCUGCAUACUCCAUUUGCCAAUAGAGCCUGGAUCCAAAGGGAACAUGGGGAACAAAGCCUUAUCUCAUGACAGUGUUUUCACAGCGUCCUCGCAAGAAAACCUCCCAGGGAAGGUGAAAGCUUUGCAGCUUCGGUUACAGCAGAACCUCAUGUUUGGAUCGCCACCGCUUGUUAUCCCCAGCAAGAGAAUGGAAGAGGUGGGUGCCAUUUCGGAAGACGAUGGCUUACCCAGAAGUCCUAUGGAACUCUCCACCCUCCAUGAUGUUCUGAUUUGUUCUGUGAGCGAGUCCUCAAUCCCCGCCCAGCGCUAUAACUCUUUGAGUUUAGGUGGCACAGACAGUGAAGAUGACCAGGUCACCUCAGAAUCUGCCUCCAGACCCCUUAGCCCACAAUCCUCUGCAGUUGUUGGGAGUCCUACCUUGCCAUGCUGCCACUUGCUUCCUGUCGAUUUCAGCAGUCCACCCACUCCACUGGGCUGCCUCAACACCUCUGCAGCCAAGCACAAGAUUGCAAUAAACCCGCGAAAACAGAAAGCCUUCAUUCACAAAAACCAAGUUAUUUCAGUAGAAGAGGUGGCAAAACAGCAAGGCCUUCUCAAACCCAUAGAAGGAAAAUCAGGCCAUGAAAAAUUACUUGAAGAAGAUGGUAGAAAAGAGGGGGGCUGGCCAGGCCUAUCAAUCCAGAAUACCAGUAACUUAAAUGGGAGUCAGACUAAUGAUGCAUUAUCCAUGACAAGGGCCUCUGAUGCGUUGCAUUAUUCUUGGAAUACUGGCCCUGGUGCUGAGGAGAAUUGCAGAUUAGAAUCUGAGAACCAGAACCGUCUGGAAACAGAUCUCCAGGCUUCUGUAACAGUGUCCUGUCCAAAUGCACAGUCCUCUCAAACAAAGCACAAAGAAGAAGAGAUGGAGGAGGAAGGGGUGAAAACAACUGGGCAACCAACUGAUAACCUCACAUCAAACUCACAGAGCUCCGUGAAAGAGAUCAUUGAGAAUGUUGAACCUUUGCAGCCUGAAACAGAAGAUAUUAGAUGCUUAGAUGUUGCCUUGCCUGGGAAUAGCAUGGCUAAGGACCUUGAUGCAGCAGAAGAGUGUCACAACGUACCUUGCCUACAACCUGUAGAUCAAAAAGCAAAAGACUCUAGUGAUGGCAGUGAUGCAAUACAUAUUUAUAAAGCAGAAGAUGGACUUGGUGACGGGGACAGCUUGGUCACGCUUCAGGCAGCCCCUGCACUACACAGUCCACAGUUUUCUGCAUCCACUAUGGAGGCUCCCUCAGAAGCAGAGAAGGCCGUAGCCUCGGCCCUUGAAAAACACCAGACACCCAAAGAAGUUACAGGAGGACAGUCUGCAGAUAUGGAAAGUCAACUGUGCAAAGGCCACACAAAGCAAACAGCCUUUCCGCAGGGAGGACCAGCCAUUUCAGAUGCCCAAGUAGAUGAGCUUCCGCUUCAGAGUGCCAUGAGUGAGAAACCUUUCCACCCAAAUGAACCACAUUGUUCUGAUUUGAACAGCAGCCGAGGCGGGCAAGAGGAUGCCACCUUUAGAAACCUGAGCAACCCUUCUCUGGUAGGUCUGGCCUCUGCAGGAUCCCCCAAGGUUGCUCCUAAAAGCAGCAGUUCUGGUGACAAGGCUGGAGACUUACCAGGAAGUGUGAAAAUGGAAGAAAGCAAAGGUCCAGAUGAGAUUGCCAAGGCCCACCCAAAGUCCACUUCUGCUAAGCCUGCCAGGUUCACCAUUGCAUCAGCCUGGCAGAGGUCUCUUUCGGGGGGUUCAAGUUCCAUGGAUAGUUCCUGCCCUGGAAGCACCCCAUCUUCACCCAUAAGACCAGAGUUGUUUGAAGGAAUGCCCCAGUUAGAUGCAGCCGCAGAGGGAUAUAUAGUAAGGAGCCCAGAGUGUCUUGACAAGGGCAAUGGGACUGUUGGCGCCAACUUAAAUUCUGCAAAUGAAUGGCCAAAAGAAGAGACGCUUGACCGUGAGAGCCCAUUUGGGGUUAAGCUGAGGAGAACACCCUCUCUAUUGAAAUACCGAACCCAGCAGAAGCAUCACGAGCCUGCAAAUCAGCUGACAUCUGUGGUUCCAGGAACCUCUUCCACCUUGGUCAAAGAAGAUCUGAUGCCACCGAGUUCUGGGAAGCCUCCCCAAAAUCUGACUGGUGGCACUAAAGCUUCGGUUCCAAAACCCACCUUCCAAAAGGAGAACCACCCAAUCAAAGCCAGCAAACCUGACGAAGAUGAAGCCAAGCAGCAGAUAGGUAAGCUCUCAGGGCAAACCCCGGCUGCACACCUGGAAAGCACGUCCUCUGAACCAGCAUGGAUUCUGAUGGCAAAACUAAAGCAGAAAGGCUUCCAGGGUCACCCUCUUGCGAAAGGACAGAAAUGGGAGGAUAAAACCUCUGCCAAAACGGAACAAGGAGGGGAGAAGCAUAGCAGGGUUUCUCAGCAGGAAAAGGCAAUGACAAGCGAAGGGACACGGCUGCACCAUCCACAGGCCUUGGUAGGUGGAGCAAGGAAUGGGCAGCAGUGCCUCGGAGAGCAAGAGAGGAGCCAAAGAGGUGUCCAAAGAAACACCUCUGCAGAACCUAGAACCAGCAUUGUUUCCCAUCAUCUACUACUCAAGUACCCUUUCAGCUUUGGCUACCAGGAAUUAAACUGA
Molecule: messenger RNA, 3200 nt
Organism: Lacerta agilis (Sand lizard)
Lineage: Eukaryota; Metazoa; Chordata; Lepidosauria; Squamata; Lacertidae
Product: KIAA1210 ortholog
Exons: 12
Coding region: 252-3200 (982 amino acids)
Source: RefSeq, a predicted model, not a curated record